AUGGCUGCACCGCUAUCGGGCUUCACCCCGCUCCUGUACUCGUCUCUGGUACUCCACCUGCUUCUCCUCGGCCCUUUGUUCGCCCUCGCCCCGGGGACGUGGAUUACAGGAGGGGUUUCCAACCGAUGGACCCCGGGCCUCUGCCACCGAGACGCCGGUAAAGUGAACCAGAAGCAACAGCAGCAGCGGUGCAAGGAAGCAGGGGAGUCGCCGACUGGCAGCUGGUAUCUACGCCCAAGCAGGUGGACCGUAGAGCGGAUACAGACUGAGGGAUGCUCUGGAGUGCAGCUCACAGGAGGGACGCUGGGAGGAUAUCAGCAGGAUGGGGCAAGGAAGGAGAGACUGAAAAGAGUCGGGACGGCUUGGAGGAGUGGAGACGGUCCUCCAGCACCAUCACCACCUCCACCUCCUCCUCCUCCUCUCCACCCAGGAAUUUGGAGCAGGUCGAGCUCAGAUGGCGUCGGCUCAGGAGAGGGAGUGGAGAGAGGGGGGAUGAGGAGGAAGGGCGUUGUUUCACCUCCCGUUUCACCUGCUUUCACCUCAUCGCCGGUUCAAAACGGUAAAAAACGGGCAGUACAAAGGACUAGAGCGUGCGCGCAACGGUGGCCGGCGUCAAGGCCACACCUCGCCAAACGUGGCGCCGCCAGAGCCUUUGUGCACGCCUCUGGCCUGUGCAGGGCACCCGGAAGUGGAGGGAGGAGAGGGGGUGAGGUGCUGGAGAGGGCUGGUGAGGUGAGGAGACCCUUUGCUUCAUGGUGCUCCCCGACACCGGGGCAUUUCCUCCACUGGUCAAGCCCCGACAAACAAGCCCUCUGCGCGGCCAACCACCCCUCACCUGGCCCCUCGCCAACCGGUUGCUCUUGUUGCAUUCAUCCUCUUUCUGGACACAGUUCACCGCACGCUGAGGCUUCAGACACCUUCAGAUGUAAUCCCCGUUUCACAAAGAAUUCAGACUGUAUCCAGAGAUCAAAAUUGGACCACAUUUGUCAUUUUUCAGCCUGUAAUUCCUCCCAGAGCGGCUACACAGAUAACAUUCAGCCACAUCCAGGUUACAGGAACAGCAACAACAACAAGGCUUACGGUGCUGAUGGGGGCUCAGCCAGCGUGGACAGGAGGGCCGGUAAUUGUUCUCAUUUGGGCAGGCACAAUGUUAUCGAUCCCUUCAGCAACAGAGAGGGGGUUGAUGAUAGCUGUUUGACUGGGUGCAUGAGGAGAAGGGAGAAGGAGAGGGGAGCAUGGAGUGGGGGGGAUGAGGAGGAGGGGAGGAAAGCGUACAGGUGUAGCGCAGUGAUUAGCGCCGGUAACAGGGGGCUCCUCGGUUGUUUUGGACCCCCUCUCCAUGAUGAGAAAGCUGAGUAUAACCAUGCCAGAGUUAUGGAUCAGGGGAGAGAGAGGGAUGAUAAGAGAGAGGGAACGGAUGGAGGAGGGGUGAACCAAGGCAACAAACACAUUAAUUUAUCUAAUUAUCCGGAUAAUGAUUUGGCUUUUCCGAUUCUGACGCUCCAGUGUAGGUUUGAUAAUAAGCUUCGGCAGGGGAAAUCAGCACCAGGAACCAGAGGCCAGGGCAGUCAAACCCGGGGAGAGAGCGGGGGGGUUCCCGGUGGUUGCUCUGGUUGUUUGGACAGAGGAGAAAUGGGGGAUGGAUAUUUAGCCGAGUUUAUCGUCCCCGAGGGAGGCAUAGCUCAGAGGAAUCUCCGCAUCCAAUUUACCCCCAGCAGCAUCACUGAGACGCGCGGCCAACGUUUUCUAUCCAGCCAAAGCGCCAGAAUCGCAUCUAAAUAUCCCGGCCCGGUGCUCAGUACGCCCACUCUAACACAAACAGGCGAUUAUGCAGGAAGUGUAAACCUAUCCAAACAGCUUUGUCUAUCUGCUGAAAAAGUAAAAGCAACUUCUGAGACAGUGCCUGUGGGUGACUCAGGCUUUUUCUCGCCCGCUAAGUUUCCCGUUAAAUCUCCCAGUGUUGUGUCAGCCACGUCUCGCUCUGCAGCCGCAUUCAAACCACGUUUUCUCACUCAGCCUCAUCACACUACAGCAAACCGCCUCUCGUUUCUCUCGGAAAUCAACCUGACCACAUGGCAGGAUGACUCUCCACGCUCGCUUCAUCCUCCUCCUCCUCCUCCUGUGGAGGAUGUGAUUUCAGCACCACGGACAGCUCCCAUAAACUCUCAGCGCGUGUUUUUGUGGAGCAAUUUCAACACUAACAGUAAUAACAACAACGAAGAGGGGGAAAGCGAGCCGAUAGAUGGAUAUAGUCAUGAAUCUGACAUAGAAAAGUCGCAACGGCAUGGCCAGACCCAGCAGGGAGACCUGUGGGAGAGCGCGCUGCGAGAGAUGGUCCAAGCAGGGUGCGCAGACAGCAUUUCCACCGACUGCUCUGCCACUGAGCGCGGGGACCAUGCACAUAUGCGAUUAAAAUCCGGUAAGCAAGUGCCGUUAGAGCCCGAAGGUGUCAGACAGCCAGAUAGGCGGCAGAUGGGGGCCGAGGGAGAAAGGGAGAGGGAUGGAGAUAGGGAGGGAGAAGGCUUGGAGGGGUCCGCUGCUGUUGCUGCUGCCGCUGGGGGAGGAAAAUUACAGGUGGGGGAGGGCGAAAGAGAGGCGCGGCUGAUAGGAGGGAGAGUACAAGGGGGAGAAGGGGAAGAGGAGGAGGAGUGGGAGAGGGAAAAGGGAAUAACAAUGGCAAGCCAGGCAGAGGGAGGGAAGGGUCAGGAGAGGGGCAGUAGCACCACCAGCAUCACACAGCCAGAUAGAGGGAAGAAAGAGAGCCAGGCGGAUGAAAGCCGUGAGGGGGGAGAGGUGGAGGGGGAGGUGGAGAGGGAGAGGGAUGAAGAGGUGGAGGAGAGGCACAGCUCAAGGGGAGAGAGGAGCCUGGAACGACUGAUAAUAGUAGCCGAUGAUGAAACCUCACAGGGAGAAAAGGAGAGGAGGGUUUUGAUGCCGUGGCCUCGCUCUCGACGUGCAGCCAACAGACAUCCCCAUUUCUCCCAGUAUAACUACCAAGUACAAGUGGCUGAGAACCAGCCACCUGGCACCUCAGUCAUUGUCAUGUCUGCCUCAGACUCAGAUGCAGGAGAUGCAGGCAGAGUGAGCUACUCAAUGGCCCCACUGAUGAACAGCCGCUCAUCUGACUAUUUCCACAUCCACCCAGACACAGGUCUCAUCACCACCACUCAGAUUCUUGACAGAGAACACAUGGAUCUGCAUUACUUCCGGGUCACAGCGACCGAUUAUGGCUCCCCUCGCCUCUCUGGCACCACAAUGGUGGCCAUUACUGUUUCAGACCGGAAUGAUCACUCUCCUAUAUUUGAGCAGACAGAGUAUAGGGAGACGAUUAGGGAGAAUGUAGAGGAAGGGUAUCCUAUUUUACAGCUCAGAGCAACAGAUUCAGACUCCCCGUCCAAUGCCAAUAUUCGAUACCGGUUUGUCGGUGACUCAGCUGCGAUGGCCCGAUCGGCCUUUGAGAUUGACCCACGCUCUGGCCUCAUCACAACCCGUGGGGCAGUGGACCGAGAAACAAACGAGCACUACACUCUCCAAGUGGAGGCCAGUGACCAGGGGAAGGAUCCAGGGCCACGCUCUGCCACUGUCAAAGUUUUCAUCACCGUGCUGGAUGAAAAUGACAACGUGCCACAGUUCAGUGAAAAACGCUAUGUAGUGGCAGUGAAAGAGGAUGUGAGGCCUCACUCUGAGAUCCUACGUGUGAGUGCCACAGACCGGGACAAGGACAGUAAUGCUGCCGUUCACUACAAUAUCAUCAGUGGUAACAGCCGUGGGCAAUUUUCCAUUGACAGUGUCACUGGUGAGAUCCAGGUGGUGGCACCCCUAGACUAUGAGGCUGAACGGGAGUAUACGCUUCGAGUUCGUGCACAGGACAAUGGCCGACCACCACUCUCCAACAACACUGGGAUUGUUAGUGUACAGGUGACAGAUGUCAAUGACAACCCGCCGAUCUUCGUCUCCACACCAUUCCAGGCGUCUGUGCUCGAGAGCGCCCCAGUUGGUAGCUCUAUCCUCCACAUCCAGGCCAUUGAUACAGAUUCUGGCGAUAAUGCCCGCCUGGAGUACAGGUUAACCGGUACCAGCUCUGACACACCGUUCGUUAUCAAUUCUGCAACGGGCUGGGUCACUGUCAGCUCCAUCCUCGACCGAGAAUCUGUGGAGCACUACUUCUUUGGUGUGGAGGCCAGAGAUUAUGGCAUGCCUCCUCUUUCUGCUACAGCCAGUGUUACAAUUACAGUGAUGGAUGUGAAUGACAACCGCCCUGAGUUCCUCCAGAAGGAGUACUAUGCCCGCCUGAACGAGGAUGCCGCGGUUGGUACCAGUGUAGUGACUGUCACAGCAGUGGACCGUGAUGUCAACAGUGCAGUGACUUAUCAGAUAACAGGAGGAAACACCAGAAACCGCUUUGCCAUCAGCACGGCAGGAGGUGCUGGACUUCUCUCCCUAGCCCUCCCAUUGGACUACAAACAGGAGCGGCGAUACGUUCUGACAGUCACUGCCUCAGACCGCACGCUCCACGACACCUGUCAAGUGCACAUCAACAUCACAGAUGCUAAUACACAUCGGCCUGUGUUCCAGAGCGCCCACUACUCUGUUAGUGUGAAUGAAGACCGGCCACCAGGAAGCACCGUGGUUGUGAUCAGUGCCACAGAUGAUGAUGUCGGCGAAAAUGCUCGAAUCACAUACUACCUUGAGGACAAUAUCCCACAAUUCCGCAUUGACCCAGCCACAGGGGCUAUAACACUCCAGGCAGAGCUCGACUACGAGGACCAAAUGACCUACACAUUGGCCAUAACAGCUAAAGACAAUGGCAUACCACAGAAAUCAGACACCACAUACGUUGAGGUGAAUGUCAAUGACGUGAAUGACAAUGCGCCUCAGUUCCUCAGCCCCAGAUAUCAGGGAACAGUGAGCGAAGAUGCCCCUCCCUUCACCAGUGUUCUCCAAAUCUCAGCCACUGACCGUGAUGCCCACGCCAACGGCCGUGUUCAGUACACCUUCCAAAAUGGUGAGGAUGGGGAUGGAGAUUUUACCAUCGAACCUACUUCAGGAAUUGUCCGAACCGUUAGACGUUUGGACCGUGAGAGCGUGCCAUUCUAUGAGCUCACAGCCUAUGCCGUAGAUCGUGGCGUGCCCCCUCAGCGAACCCCCGUCCACAUUCAGGUGACGGUUCUUGAUGUGAAUGACAAUGCCCCCGUUUUCCCUGCUGAUGACUUUGAAGUUCUAGUGAAGGAAAACAGUGCAGUGGGCUCUGUGGUGGCCCAGAUCACGGCCACUGACCCGGAUGAGGGUGCCAAUGCUCAGAUCAUGUACCAAAUAGUGGAGGGUAACAUCCCUGAAAUCUUCCAGAUGGACAUCUUUUCUGGGGAGCUCACUUCACUUAUUGAUCUUGACUACGAGGCUCGCAAUGAGUAUGUCAUUGUAGUCCAGGCCACCUCAGCACCUCUAGUCAGCCGGGCCACUGUUCGGAUCCGAUUGGUGGACCAGAACGACAACCGACCCACCCUCCAGGACUUCCAAAUAAUUUUCAACAACUUUGUGUCCAAUCGGUCCAACAGUUUCCCCAGCGGGGUAAUUGGGAGGGUACCCGCCCAUGAUCCUGAUGUGUCAGACAGGCUGUACUACACCAUCGACAGGGGCAACGAGCUUCACCUGCUGCUCCUGAAUCACACCAGUGGAGAGAUCCGACUGAGCCGAAAACUGGAUAACAACAGGCCUCUGGUGGCUCCCAUGCUGAUCACCGUCACGGAUGGUGUCCACAGCAUUUCAGCCCAGUGUGUCCUUCGAGUUCUCAUCAUCACCGAGGACAUGCUGGGAAGCAGCGUCACUGUCCGUCUCCAGAACAUGUCCCAGGAGCACUUCUUGUCACCACUGCUGGGUAACUUCCUGGAGGGCGUGUCCGCGGUGCUCUCUGUGCCCGUCGAGGACGUUUUCAUCUUCAACAUCCAGCCGGAUCUGGACGCGGCACCGGGAGGGAUUCUGAAUGUCAGCUUCUCUGCUGCGUUGCCUGGCGGACACUUCUUCCCUUCUGAAGCCCUGGAGGAACAGCUGUACCUGAACAGGCUGAGGCUGACGUCACUGACACAGAUGGAGGUUCUCCCUUUUGACGACAAUGUGUGUCUGCGUGAGCCGUGCCAGAAUUACAUGAAGUGCAUCUCAGUGCUGCGCUUCAACAGCUCCGCCCCCUUCAUCUCCUCGCCCUCCAUCCUGUUCCGGCCCAUCCAUCCCAUCGCGGGCCUACGCUGCCGCUGCCCAGUGGGCUUCACGGGUGAUUACUGUGAGACGGAGAUCAACCUGUGCUACUCCAACCCCUGCCAGAACGGAGGUGUGUGUGCCCGCAGAGAGGGAGGCUACACCUGUAUCUGCCGUGAAGACUACACCGGUGACAGAUGUGAGUUUGACCGCCGGCAGGGCAGGUGUGUGCCAGGCGUGUGCCGUAAUGGAGGGACGUGCCGGGAGCUUUCAGGCGGGGGUUUCCGCUGCGAGUGCCCUGCAGGAGGCUAUGAGCGCCCAUACUGCACCGUCACUGCCCGCUCCUUCCCACCCAAAUCCUUUGUCAUGUUCCGGGGCCUCAGACAGAGAUUUCAUCUCUCUAUCUCUUUAACUUUUGCCACCCUGGAGAACAGUGGACUGCUCUUCUAUAAUGGACGCUUCAAUGAGAAACACGACUUCAUUGCCUUGGAGAUUCAGGAAGGACAAGUGGUGCUCAAAUAUUCCACAGGUGAAUCAUCCACUCAGGUGAGUCCCUUCCUGCCUGGCGGUGUGAGCGAUGGAAACUGGCAUACAGUUCACAUCCACUACUACAACAAGCCAGCUACACGCUAUCCUAAGCGCAGUAUGAGUGGCGAGGCCCAGGGUCCGUCAGAUGAGAAGAUUGCUGUCGUGAGCAUCGAUGACUGUGAUACAGCCUUGUCGCUUCGCUUCGGCACACAGCUCGGGAAUUAUAGCUGUGCUGCGCAGGGCAAACAGACCAGCAGCAAGAAGUCUCUGGACCUGACUGGUCCAUUGUUUCUGGGCGGAGUUCCCAACGUACCGGACAACUUCCCGUUUGGCAGCAGGGAGUUUAUCGGCUGUAUGAAGGAGCUGCACAUUGACAACAAGCCGCUGGACUUGGCUGGAUUUAUCGCUAACAAUGGAACAAUCCCCGGCUGCAGUGCCAAGCUGCCCUUCUGUAAGUCCAACCCCUGUCAGAACGGAGGAACCUGCAGGGUGAGCUGGGAAACUUUCUCCUGCGACUGUCCCCUAGGGUACGGAGGGAAGGACUGCAGCCACGUGAUGCCACACCCCCACCGCUUCCUGGGUAACAGUGCCCUCUGGUGGGACCUGAAGAACGACGUGACCAUCUCCACGCCAUGGUACCUGGGUCUGGUGUUCAGAACCAGAGCUCGAGAGGGGACGCUGCUGCAGGCUCAGGCUGGCCAGUACACCAGCCUGCUGUUCCAGGUGAUAAAUGGUCAGUUGGUGUUCUCGGUGACCCGCGGUGCGACCAGACCUGUGCGUUUGCGGUUGGAUCAGGUUCAGGUGGCAGACGGACGGUGGCACGACCUCCAGCUGGAGCUGAGAGACGUUCACAGUGGCCGUGAAACUCGCUACGUUGCCACGAUGCGGCUCGACUUUGGACUCUAUCAGGGAACUGUGAUAGUGGGAAAUGAGAUUCAUGGUUUGAAGGUGAAACAUCUGCAUGUGGGAGGCGUGCUGGGCUCAGGAGAAGUACAGAACGGGAUAAGAGGAUGCAUACAGGGUGUUCGGUUGGGUGUACGGCCCGAUGCCCCUCCCUUGCCCCGCCCAUCAAGAGCUGUUAAAGUGGAGACAGGCUGCAACGUUGGUAACCCCUGCGUCUCUUCUCCUUGCCCCGCCCACAGCCGCUGUUCUGACCAAUGGGAGCGGCACACCUGUGUCUGUGAACCUGGUUACUAUGGGAAAGGCUGCACUGACGCUUGCCAUCUGAAUCCGUGUGAAAACGAGGCUCAGUGCCACAGGAAGCCCAGCUCCUCCCAUGGAUACAUCUGUGACUGUGGAGACAACCACUAUGGGCAGUACUGCCAGCACAGGAUUGAUCACCAGUGUCCCAGGGGCUGGUGGGGGUCUCCGACGUGUGGACCAUGUCACUGUGACACCAAUAAAGGCUUUGACCCCGACUGUAACAAGACCAGCGGACACUGUCACUGCAAGGAGUUUCACUAUCGCCCGCGGGGCUCUGACACCUGCCUGCCGUGUGACUGCUACCCGGUCGGCUCCUUCUCGCGGUCAUGUGACCCAGAAACUGGCCAGUGUCAGUGCAGGCCCGGCGUGAUUGGUCGCCAGUGCAACAUGUGUGACAACCCCUUUGCCGAGGUCACAAAUUCAGGCUGUGAAGUCAUUUAUGACGGUUGUCCAAAGACCAUCACUCAGGGGAUCUGGUGGCCUCGGACCAAGUUCAACCUGCCUGCUGCAGUGCCCUGCCCCAAAGGCUCUGUCGGCGCAGCCAUCAGACACUGUGAUGUAGAGAGGGGAUGGCUGGAGCCAGACCUGUACAACUGCACCUCUCCUCCUUUUGUGGAGCUCAAUACUGCCCUGGAUUCCUUGGAGCGUAAUGAGACGGAGCUGAACACCAUCAUGGAGAAGAAGCUUGCCCACCAGCUCCGUGACAUCACUGAGGCAACCACCCGACUGUACGGCAAUGACUUGCAGAUCGCCGAACGACUGCUGUCCCGCCUCCUGACCUUCGAAACCCAGCAGAGCGGCUUUGGGCUCACCGCUACUCAGGACGCACACUUCAAUGAGAACAUUCUGCGAGGCUGCAGUGUGCUGUUGAGCCCUGGUACCUCUGGGCUUUGGCGGGCUCUCACUCAGAGUCAGAACCACGUCCCAGGAGGCGGUCCGGCCGAGCUGGCAGAGCUGCUGGAGCAGUACACCCAGACUCUGGCCCAGAACAUGAAGCUCACCUACCUCAACCCCGUGGCGCUGGUUUCUCCCAACAUAGUCAUGAACCUGGACCGCGUGGAGAACCACACCCAUGUGCGGCGGCGUUUCCCACGUUACCACACCACCCUGUUUCGCGGUCAGGCUUUGUGGGAUCCCUACACCCAUGUGAUACUGCCUCCUGCUGCCCUGGUGCCACAACGUCAGCAACAACAGAACUGGAAGGAGAAGGAGCGGACAGAGAAAGAACCCUCAGCUCCUCAGAGCGCCGCUCCAGCCUCUGUUAGUAUCUCAGUCAACCAGACGGGAGAAUACGCUGCAGCCAGACGCACUGUUUCGCUGCCGGAGCCGCCCAUCACCAUCGUCAUCUUGUUGAUCUAUCGAAGUCUGGGAACAGCCCUCCCUCCCAAGUACCACACAGACCGACGAGGAGUGAGGCUUCCCAGACACCCAGUAAUGAACUCUCCAGUGGUCACUGUUUCUGUAUACAACAACCAGACCUUUGUGGGCGGACACUUGGACCAACCCAUCAUGCUUGAGUUCAAGCUGCUGGAGACGGCCAAUCGCAGUAAGCCGCUGUGUGUGCAGUGGAACCACAGCAGUCCGUAUGAGAUAGGAGGCUGUUGGACGGUAAGGGACUGUACUGUGGUGUACAGGAACACCUCUCAUGUCCGCUGUCAGUGCCAGAGACUGGGCACCUUCGGUGUCCUGAUGGACAGUUCACAGAGAGAGCAGUUGGAAGGGGAUCUGGAGACGCUGGCGCUGGUCACAUACUCCUCUAUGUGCGUCUCCAUGCUGGCCCUCCUCCUCACUGUCCUGGUACUCUCCUGCCUCCGAGGCCUCAAGUCCAACACCAGGAGCAUCCAUUCAAACACAGCAGCUGCAAUGUUUUUGUCAGAGCUGGUGUUUCUGCUUGGGGUCAAUCAGACUGAACAGCAGUUUCUGUGUACAGUCGUCGCCAUCCUGCUGCAUUACUUUUUCAUGUCCACGUUUGCCUGGAUGUUUGUGGAGGGCCUUCAUAUCUACCGCAUGCAGACCGAGCAGCGCAACAUCAACUAUGGAGCCAUGAGGUUCUACUAUGCCAUCGGCUGGGGCGUGCCCGCCAUUAUCACAGGCCUGGCAGUGGGCUUGGACCCAGAGGGUUAUGGGAACCCAGACUUUUGUUGGAUCUCCAUCUAUGACAAACUCAUCUGGAGCUUUGCUGGUCCUAUUGCCAUCGUCAUACUGAUGAAUGGAGGAAUUUUCAUGAUUGUAGCCAAGAUGUCCUGCAACCCCUCCCAGAAGGAGACCAAGAAGCUCCCUGUCAUUGCUACCAUCCGGAAUGCCUUCCUGCUGUUGCUGGUUGCCACUUCCACCUGGCUGUGCGGUCUCAUGGCUGUGAACAACAGCAUCCUAGCUUUCUACUACAUAUUUGAUGUCCUCUGCCUAGUGCAGGGUCUGUCGGUGAUGCUGGUCUUCACUGUGUUCAACUCAGAGGUUCAGGAGGCCUGGAGAGUUGCCUGUUUGGGUAAGAAGAGCCCUGGAGAAGACCCACCAAGACCACCGCAGAACACAGCUCAGAACCCAUAUCACAACGCAUCUCUGUUGGAGCAGAGCGGGCUGCACCGCAUCACUCUGGGAACCUCCACCAUCUCCUCUGUCAGCUCCGCCAGAGAAAAUCUUUUGGCUCGCCAGACUCUGGAACAAAACAUCGUCCACACCGGAGCGACAGACCUGGACGUAGCGAUGUUCCACAGAGACGGAGGUGAGGACUCAGACUCAGACUCAGACCUUUCUAUGGAGGAGGAGCGCAGUCUCUCCAUCCCUUCAUCUGAGAGCGAGGACAACGUCCGACUCCGUGGACGCAUUCAGCGGCGAUUCAAACGGUCUAAUCACAGUGAGCGUCUGCUCACUGAGCCCGCCCACAACGGCACCAAAGAUCUGGAUGGCAAUGACCUUCUGUCCUACUGGCCAGCUUUGGAGGAGUGUGAGACACACACCCUGCAAAAGUGGGGCUCAGAGCGCCCCCUGGGGGCAGAUUACAGCAAGGACGCUGCCAACAACAACCAGCUAGAUGCAGCGCUGACCAGUGGGGAUGAGAACGGUCUCACUCAGCCACACAGGCACCGCAAGGGUAUCCUGAAGAAUCGUCUCGGCUGUCCUCCGGCACUCCAGGGUCUCUCCACCAUGGGCCGAGUCCCCAGUGAGCUCAACUGGUACAGAACCUCUACUCUGGGCCACCGAGGCGUCCCUGCUGCGUCCUACGGCCGCAUGUACUCUGCCACGGCUGGUGCCAGUGGAGGUACUGGCUCUCUCUCCCAGCCAGCUUCUCGCUACUCCUCCAGGGAGCACCUGGACUCGCUUGCCCGGAGGCAGCUGUCCAGGGAUCCACUAGGUAGGCAGACAGUUGGGGGAUCGAGGGACCGGCUGGACUCCAGGGGAUCCAGGGAUAACCUGGAUCUCUUACCCAGGAGGAGAGAGCUGGGACUGGGGCAGGGAGCAGGGUUAGGGGGCCUGGGGCUCGAUCACCAGCGAGUCUCAUCAUCCAGGGAGAACUUGACAGGAUCCAGGGACAGACUGGACAACCACCACACAGGUAGCGUCCACGCCUCGAGGGAGGACUUGAGUGGAAACGGGGGAGCUGUCGGAGCGGGAAUGGAGGGAUACCUCAGUGGAUCGAGGUCGCAGUUGAACACGCUAACUCGUCGGCAGGCCUCAUCCCGGGAGCACCUAGCGGGGGCGGUGAUGAGCAGUAGGUCGAGGGAGCAGCUGGACACCAACGGAGUGGGAGCCCAGGCUCAGCCGUGUCGGGAGUGGCUUCGUACGCUGCCUCCCCGUCAGCCCUCACACCCCGACCAGCCUCCCUCCUCCUCUCCUCCUCCUCCAAUCUCAGAGGAGCCCCAGCAAGAGCAGCUCCCUCCUUCAGCUCAUGUCAGAGGACGACUGGACUCCGCCCCUCCGUGUAGGUACCCAGGUCAGACUGUCCCUCAGGUCGCAGGUUCAAGUGUAAACCCCCUGGGUCGACAGCCAUCCAGUGAACACCUGGAUAUUCUGUCCUCCAUUCUGGCAUCCUUCAAUUCCUCCGUCCUCACUCCUCCCUCCGCUGCCUCUAACCCUGGGCCUAAUGGCUCUGCCCAUGGACCCUCUCCCUCCCCGUCCCAGUCUGCCACCUCCCACAGCAUAUCUGAAGUCUCCCCCGACUCUGAAGCCAACAGAAGUGAAGGACAGUCUUGAUGACAGCCUCCAUAUCCCUUUAUGCAUUGCGACAGCGCUUGGUGCACCAGGGACAAGUUCAAUGGUCAUGGUUGGUGUCAAACCACUGGGGUGCCCUAAGACAUCGCAGGA
Toxotes jaculatrix (banded archerfish) is the source of this 12222-nucleotide messenger RNA. RefSeq names its product cadherin, EGF LAG seven-pass G-type receptor 3 (gene celsr3). The coding region runs from base 1 to 12111 and encodes 4036 amino acids. Gene Ontology annotation, biological process: cell surface receptor signaling pathway; G protein-coupled receptor signaling pathway; homophilic cell-cell adhesion. The transcript is spliced from 37 exons. Gene Ontology annotation, molecular function: G protein-coupled receptor activity; calcium ion binding. Gene Ontology annotation, cellular component: plasma membrane. The record is from RefSeq and is a predicted model, not a curated record. Lineage: Eukaryota; Metazoa; Chordata; Actinopteri; Toxotidae.